Molecule: messenger RNA, 7719 nt
Organism: Ictalurus furcatus (blue catfish)
Lineage: Eukaryota; Metazoa; Chordata; Actinopteri; Siluriformes; Ictaluridae
Product: transcription factor E2F3-like
Exons: 7
Coding region: 1-1251 (416 amino acids)
Biological process (GO): regulation of transcription by RNA polymerase II
Cellular component (GO): RNA polymerase II transcription regulator complex
Molecular function (GO): DNA-binding transcription factor activity, RNA polymerase II-specific; RNA polymerase II cis-regulatory region sequence-specific DNA binding; protein dimerization activity
Source: RefSeq, a predicted model, not a curated record
AUGAGAAGAGCGAUCUCAUCCUCGGCCCCGGAGAGUGUGAUCAUCACCGGGGUUGGAGGCUCUUCGCUGGACGAGAACGCGGUCCUGACGGCCCUGGGCUCUAACACACGCACAACCACCUACAUCCACAUCAUCACCCCGCCGCCGCCGUGCCUCACACACACUCCCGCCGUGUGCGUGUCCGAGUCUCCGGCCGCCAGCCUGUACACCACCCCGACCGGGAGCGGACAGAGACCUGCGCUGGGACGGCCUCCGGCGAAGAGGCGCUUGGCUCUCGACGACUCGGACCACUUGUACACAGCUGAAGUAGCAAAAACCCCCAAGACCCAAAAUGGAGGCCCGCUAGCUGUGCUAAAGGGCAACAAAACUCCAAAGUCUCCAUCAGAGAAGACUCGCUACGACACGUCUCUGGGUCUCCUGACGAAGAAGUUUGUGCAGUUGUUGGGCCAGUCUUCGGAUGGCGUCGUGGAUCUGAACCAGGCGGCCGAGGCGCUCAACGUCCAGAAGCGUCGUCUCUACGACAUCACCAACGUGCUGGAGGGGGUGCACCUCAUCAAGAAGAAAUCCAAAAACAACAUCCAGUGGAUGGGCUGUAACCUUUCAGAGGUUGGUGGAGUACUGACCCAUAAACAGACUCUGAGCAGCGAAGUGGCGCAGCUGGUGCAGGAGGAGCGCAGACUCGAUGAGAUGAUCCAAAGAUGCACGCAAGAAGUCAAGCAGAUGACGGAAUCGUCGCACAGUCAGAAGUUCGCUUAUGUAACAUAUCAAGACCUCCGGCGGGACCAUAGUCUGAAAGAUCAGACGGUCAUCGCUGUCCGAGCGCCACCCGAGACCAAGUUAGAGGUUCCCGAUCCACAGGAGGGCUUGCAAGUUCACCUCACCAGUACGAAAGGACCUAUAGAUGUCUUCUUGUGUCCUGAUGAAAAUACCCCCGACAGUCCGGUGAAGAAUGAGAAUUCCAGUUUGAAUGGAAACUCCUCUCCUUUUAUGAAAGUGUUAGAAGAUGCCAACUCCAGUCGUUCAGGACCAGCGGUAACGGUCACCAACCUCUCACCCAUUACGUCCCCCUACACCAGCCUGCUACAACAAACUGAGGACCAGAACUCCUACUCUGAACCGCCCUUCAUCAGCCUGGGUUCACCACCACUCAGUGAAGACUACCUCAUGAGCCUAGGAGAAGGCGAGGGCAUUUCUGACCUCUUCGAUGACCUCGAUCGCCUCCCCAAUCUGGAUGAUCUUCUAUGCAACUGAAGGGAACCUCUUGCUUGGAUUGACUCGGUCAGAUGACCACUGAUAGGAGGGUGCAAAUUUAUAGGUGCCCUUGACUCAGGAGUCUGGUGAGAUGCCAGUAUUUUAAGCUUCCUGUGCAUCCUGAAUUGAGGGAUGCUUGGAGAACGGUCUACCCUUUUCCAACUUAAAGGUUCCUGUGAGACUCUGAUGAAGGAGCCAAGUCUUACUCGAGUAUGUGUUUCCCAUCUGAUCAAGUAAGUUGUUAGAAAAUUUGCUUGCAAGUGUCCCCUGUCUUGUGCAAGUAAGAUUACACCACCGUUCCUACAGUGAUAACUGCAGAUUUCAAAUGCCCAUGAAUUGGAGAUUUGAGGGUUUCCGGUUUGUUUCUACACCCUCUUGAGCAACCUGGAUGCCUCUGCUAACCAAGAUCUACCAUCUUCCAACUUGCAGAUGCCUUGAUUUGGGAAUUGCUGAGCAUUUCCCUUUACUUCCUUGUCUUUCCAUCAGCAUUUAGGAGCUCCUCUCCAAACUUUGGUCGUACCAAUAACGCUGGCUUUGGAUCGUUCCUCCCUAUACCCGGUCCUCAAUCUGCACACGUAAAAUUGGCCGUGUGCAGAUGUAGGAAUUAUCAUUGUUGACUUGUGCAUUUCAGCAUACCUGAAGGUGAACAUGAACUCGUAGUGAAGACCCAGGUGACUGGGUCGGUGGAGUAAAUCAAGUUCUGUGUAGAAUUACACAGCGACGCCCACAUCAUGUGCUGCUGUCUGUUUUAUUCCCAUGGUGAUGGGAUUCAAGCAGAUGGGAUUGAUAAGCUGCUCUUUAUUGUGUUCAGUGCUGCUGCGGAUUUCUUACGCUCCCUCGUGUGAGAAAUCAUUUCAUCGUUCGCGUCGACGCUUCGAGACUGUAAUGAUGAAGUAUAGAUUUGUCCAUUUUAACUUUUUAUCCUGGAUCCAAAGGUCUCUAGAGACCAAAGGGCAAAUUAACUCGGUGUUUUAUUUGACUGAAUAUUGAUGCCACUGACAGGCUCUCCAAUUGAUUUGAGUUCAGUUGGAUUUGAGGAAUCCUGCAUGUCCCAGUGGUGGGUUUUAUUUCAGUUUUGGAAGUGCACUUUAAAACUCCCUGGCCUGGAUGUAUGUUUACCGAGCUGUCAUCCUAUUAGAAGUCAUUUUUAGCCAUUUUUAAAUUGGUCACUUUGGGGAAUUUCUUUUCCUUUUUUUUUUUUUUUUUUUUUUUUGAGGAUCCGGCCGAUGUUCUCGUUAGCUAUCUUUACGCAAAGGCCUGGUGUCCCAGCCAUUUGUUAUGUACAUGCGGUACAGUACGCUUCAAUUUUAAAGGUUCACGUUUGGAAUUUCCCCGUACCACUAAUCGUCAGCCGAGACGUAUUUAGUGUCUUUUUAUGUUCUUCUUUAGUUUAGUUUUGCUUCUCAGUUUUUUGCUCCAUAGCUAAUUGCUAACUUUUUUUGUUUUCUCUAUUGAAAAUGUUUGCGUGACCUACAAGGGUCAAACAGUCUCUAGGAGAACCAGACAGAAGAAUUGUCCAUUGAAACAUGCACCUCCAAAUUCCUGAGCGGUCGUGGAACAUCCAGAUGUGCAAACAAAAAUUGAAAAUUGUUCUAAUGGGAAAAAUUUAAGUAGAAGGAAAAAAAGAGAGCUUUUGUGGAGUAGAGCUCACAUUGGGUCUAGGAGUGUGACCUUGUUCUUUAUAUUUUGUGAAACAGACCAGAAAUAAGUGUUUAAAAUCUUUUUCACCUGUAGUGUGGGGUCUGAAACUUACCUUGGUGGUACGGGCAAAAUUAUUAUUAUUAUUAUUAUUAUUAUUUUGGUGAAUGAAUGAUUCCUUUAAGUAGGUGCAUAGUAAUUCAACCAGCUGCUUAAAUUAAUGUUGUAUGUGUCUGUACGUUACGCUAGAAUAAUCCCACAAAUAUCUCAUAUCUUAACCUAAAUAUGAUAAAAGAAUUAUUCAGUUCAAUUAACAUUGCCCAAUCAGUCCAUGGAAAAUAAAAUAAUGUUAUUGGGCCAAAUUCUGAUUGGUUCACCCCAUGCGCUAGGUAAUAAACUACCUACGUCCAAACCUGUUGUUUUCACUGAUCUAUCUAUCUGUCUUUAUAUAUAAACAGGAUAGCUCAUAGAAUUUGAAAGUAGGUGAAGCCAACGGAAGUGCUCUGGUGGCAAUUUUACGAUUCCCUGCCAACAGAGGGCGCCAGACGAAAACAAGUUGACCCGAUGUGCUGCUUUUAGCAAAAACCGGUGGUUAAACACUAAUAUUUAAACACUUAAGCAAUAAAACACUUAAACACCAACACUUCAGCACUACUGUAAUCUGCUGAGGGAAAACAUGCAGAAAAUUAUGGAUAAAAAGUGCGUGAAUAGAAUGAACCGGUCCUGGAAGGCACAUCGUCCCUGUGGCGAACGAGUUUAUAUUUGUGCAGUAGUGUUGAGGGCUUUCUGACUUCCUUUGGGAUGCUUUGGCUCUGAGGAUCUGGCAACCCAGAAUCUCAUACACUGAGCUAAUAUGCACUAUAACACAAAGCUGUACAAAAUACCUGAUUGGUAUAAUGAAGUCUUUAUUUUCUGUAUCUUUUCCUUCAGUAGAUUACAGUAGUGUUGAAGUGUUGGUGUUUAGGUGCGAGUGUUGGUGUUUAAGCGUUUAGCCGCUGGUUGUUGCUAAGCUCUCUGUUUAGAACACAAAGCUGAUAUUCUAACGGCGCGGAGUGAAAUCUAUAAAAAAAACACCAAAAUGAAACGCACAUCAUGCUUAACGGCUAAAUAUUCUCUGUACACAAAUAUCCGCUGUAUUUCUGUGUUUGUUUUAUGUUUCAGAGCUCCGACCGCUGAUCUUAUACACGGGUGCAUCUCAAAAAAUAUAGAAAAGUCAGGUGGAAAAGUUCGGGGUUUUUUCCAUAAUUUAAUUCAAAAAGUGGAACUUUUAUAUAUUCUGGGUUCAUUAUACACAGUGAAAUAUUUCAAGCCUUUCUUUUGUUUUAAUCGUAAUGAUUAUGGCUUACAGCUCACGAAAAUCAAACACCCAGCAUCUCAUAAUAUCAGAAAGAAUUUAUAAUACAGAAAUGUCGAGCUGAGAAGACUCUAAUCAGUGAAUUAACUUAAAACACCUGCAAAGGUUUCCUGAGGCUUUAAUCUCUCAGUCUGGUUCAGUACACAACCACAAUCACGGGGAAGAUGAAAGGAAAUGUUGCAUUUCAUUUGGAAAUCAAGGUUCCAGAGUCUGGAGGAAGAGUGGAGAGGAACAGAAUCCGAGCUGCUUGAAGUCCAGUGUGAAGUUUCCACAGUCAGUGAUGAUUUGAGGUGUCAUGUCAUCUGCUGGUGUUGGUCCAGUGUGUUUUCUCAAGUCGAGAGUCGAUGCAGCGUCUACCAGGAGAUUUUAGAUACUUCAUGCUUCCAUCUGCUGACGAGCUUUAUGGAGAUGCUGAUCUCCUUUUCCAGCAGGACUCUGCACCUGCCCACAGUGCCAAAACUUCUAGUAACUGCUUUACUGACCGUGGUGUUACUGUGCUCGAUCGUCCAGCCGACUCGCCUGACCCGAAUCCCAUAGAGAAUCUACGAGAGACACCAGACCUGACAAUACAGACGAGCUGAAGAGCGACCUGGACUUCCAGAACACCUCAGCAGUGCCACAGGCUGAUCGCCACCACGCCGUGUCGAUGCAGUCAUUCCUGCAGGAGGAUUAAAACCUUGACCGAGUAUCAGCGCAUAAAUUAACACACUGUUCACAAGGUCCACAUUUCUGUAUUAUAAACUCUUCAUUCUAAUAUUCUGAGAUACCGGAUGUUUGAUGUCCGUGAGCUGUAAAGCGUAAUCAUCGAGAUUAAAAUAAAAAAAGGCUCGAAAUAUUUCACUUCAUGUGUAAUGAAUCUAGAAAAUAUGAAAGUUCUACUUUUUGAAUUAAAUUAGAGGGAAAAAAUGAACUUUUCCCACGAUAUUUGAAUGUUUUGAGACGCACCUGUACACAGAUCAGUGAUUACGACCCACAGUGAGUGGAGAAUGUCGGUGAAUACACAGAUGGCAGUGCCGUAGCUUGAGCUAUCCAGAUUUUUAUAGAUAGAUAGAUAGAUGGAUCAGUGGACGUUUUAUAUUAUAAAUAUUUUGUGGUUCCAAAAGUCUCCUUUCUGUAUCAAGUCUUGGCAUAAAACCGACUUUUAAAAGAAAUAAUGCGAUAUCACUCUGCAUUUCACAAAGAGACUGAGGAAAGAUGUUCUGGUUUGUCUUAUUUAGUUUUGGGGGAUAAAAGAACGAAAGGUGUGUGUGUGUGUGUGUGUGUGUGUGUGUGUGUGUGUGUGUUGUUUUGUGCUACAUAGCAGUUCAGGUUCAGUGUUUAUUACCGAAAGCCAUUGCUGUAGUAGUGCCUUCACCAGCUAUGCAGAGAUCCAGUAAAGCAAACCUUUAACUUCAGAGCCGGCCGUCUACCACGGGUAAUAAUCCUCCUUUAAAUGAUAAAACAGCGUCGUUAUUUCACCCUUUUACUAGUUGUUCUUGUCAGCGUAUUCUCAAGGCACACUCAGUGAUUUUGUAACUACAAUCAUGAACGUUAUUUAUAAUCCACACGCUGCGUUACCUUCCGGAAUGAUCUCCAAACAUACCGACAGUCCAGGCUUGUGUGGCUGUUCAUGUUGACUGGUUGACCAGUAAUUCCAUCAUUAGUCAUGUUUUUCCAUCGUUAAAGAGAGAACUAAUUCAGGACGCAUCUAUCUUCAGGCUGUUGUAUGAGCGCGGUCACGUUACGAUGUCCGCUGCCAUUCUUCUACAGUGUUCGUGAUCGCGUUAAAUAAAUCGGUGCAGUAAAAUGUGAUGAGUGAUAAAUCCAGUACGUUAAAUGUCACGUUACACCAUGGUGUAAGGAUAUUAUUCCAGCUUUAUUUAGCGGUAAAGGACAUAAAAGUAACUGGAGGAGGAAUUCGGUGGGGAAUGUGCGUCAUGCGUACGCUCAGAACUCGGUUUGUGAAGUCGUGAUCGUGACUUGGUAAUACGAGGGGAUGAGAUCUUUCCCUCAUGUUACUGAUCAGCUAUUUAACUAAUCCACACUUAAUCUGGGGUCACGACUUCAUUAUGAUGUUCCUUUGCGUUAUUAAUUCAUAGCCACGCGUUAGGAUCUUGUUCCUUUGCAUUAAGGCCAAGCGAUAUUUUAUUUUAAUUAAGAAGAAAUGUCACCAGUAGGGCUUCGUAAUGGCAUCAUGUACACAGCUGGUUAGAAAAAAUUUGUAUGUUCUAACUAAAGAUCUGAUACUGCGUACUGUCAAGAAAACCGUAUCUUCUGGUUCACAAGAUCUAAAUCUCUGCUCAUUAAUAAGUUCCGUCUUGACGCCAAGAGCAUACGCUGCUGCUGUGUCAUUUCUCCAAACAGGUACGUGGUAUUCGACCAGCUUUCUCUACUGGUUUAGAUGGUAACGGAUUGGUGUUACGCAGUCUACUCCAGUUUUAGUCUGGAGUCUGGUCUUCAACCUGGUUUUAACACCAGCAACCAUUGAAGUGAGGUUCUCCACUCCACUCAGGGGAACCUACUGAGCUCAUUAGCUCGUUGUGUUUGGUCAGUCAGGUGUGUGAGGAAAUCCUGAAAGGAUUGCAGUCUAGUAAGCGGAAUUCAAACGGUUUUCCAAAUCCGCUCCUUGGAACGCGAAUCAAACGGCGGGAUCGGGAAGCUCGGCCGAACGUUAGGAGAAUCCUCAGGAUUUUAGAUUAGCAAAAAUGUUGCUCCCCUUAAAAAAAAAAAAACUUUACUACGUACGUGUCUGCAUUUCCGUGUACUGUGAAUUAACAGUAAUACAUCAGAUACUCGCCUUUUCCUUUUCUCCAGUGUUAUUGUUGUGAAGGAUCCAUCAUAUUUCUUCUUUUUUUUAAACAGAUAAAAUCAAGCCUUAAUUAUUCCCAGAAUUCGAUUUUUGUGCUCAUGGAUUUCUUUUCGAUAUGAAGACGAGUUCUUCUGUUGUUUUGGGGAACGUGUGAUGGUUUUUAAAAGAGUAGAGUGAGCUGGACGUCUAAUGCACGUCAUUAAGAAUGAACUGUAUGAACGGUAAAACCAGUGGACGGAUGUAUCUGAAGGAAAUCCGCUGGAGCGCCCAAAGCAUCGCUCUCCCCAGGUUUGUUUCUGAUUUAAUAGAAUGAUGAUAGCAUAAAAAAAAACCUACCAUAAGUGAUGGGGAACCUCCCGAAUAUUUAUUUACUAUAAAUUAAUCACCUAAUAUUUAAUGUAUCUUUGAAUUUCAGCUCUUUUUUUUAAUUUUUUUUUUUUUGCUAUUCAUAUCCUGUUCUCCAUAUUUGUGUCCUGUGUUUCUUUUUAAUUGCACAUUUUAUUCUUGACUCUAUGGAUAAUUUCCCUGUGCGUAAAAACGAGUGUGUGCGAAUAAGAACAGCGUGCGGUUUACGAUGUACUCUGAACAUUUUUUUAGCAUGAAAGUGGCUGUGUGUAACUGUAACACAAGGUUUUAAACUUCAGUGUGUUUUUGAUAAGAUUUCACAAUAUGAUGUCAUUAUCAGCUU